Dendronephthya gigantea is the source of this 1207-nucleotide messenger RNA. RefSeq lists its product as uncharacterized. NCBI's taxonomy places the organism in Eukaryota, Metazoa, Cnidaria, Anthozoa, Malacalcyonacea, Nephtheidae. The record is from RefSeq and is a predicted model, not a curated record. Bases 301 to 927 code for a protein of 208 amino acids. The transcript is spliced from 2 exons.
UAAAGAUUAUAGUAGCCUCUGUGCUUCACAUGUGCCAAUCACAACGUAUUUGUUUGGAGAUAACCUCCAAAAACAGCUCAAUGACAUCCGAGCUUCCAACAAAAUUAGUAAAGUAACAGUGCCACAUCAGUUUGAUAAACCCAAACCAUAUGGCCGCCACUUGGGUGCUACUAACUCCAGCUCAGGAAGUAAGGCAACAAGGGGGCAUUUUUUGUCCCACAGCCGUCAGUGGAAACAGCACCCACAAAGAUCCAGUUUUCAAACCAAGAAGAACCGAGCACCCAAGCAUCAACAGAACUAAUGACUAUGGAGAAAGAAAGAAAGGUGACAGUUUUAAAAAAUUUACAGCCAGGUCCUACAAAAGAUCCAAAAGGAAGAAUCCGAGGGCCUAGUUGUUAUACCCAAAUGGCCAACCCAAUCUUGGUGGCCAGUGGCAAUCCGAAUGCUGAUACAGUCACCCAUCAUACUUCCCAGCACAACAUCAACAUUGCACCUCCCAAGCAACCCAUUGGAGAAACACCCUCUCCACGAGAAAAUAGUCCUACUUGUGUGUCACUUAUCAGGGAACAGUUUGAAAACAGAGGCCUUUCGACAACAGCUAAAGAAGUCCUUGAAGCAGCAUGGAGAACAGGUACGCGAAAACAAUAUGAAGGAUACUUGGGAAAAUGGAAACAAUAUUGUAGUGAACAGAAUAUCAAUCCCUUUGCACCCACUGUUGAAGAAGGGAUAAAUUUUCUCGCAGACUUGUUUAAAAAGGGCCUUGGUUACAGUGCAUUGAAUACAGCACGUAGUGCUCUGUCCUCUAUCAUACUUUUAUCAAAUAACACCAACUUUGGAACACACCCGAUGGUUUGUCGUUUCCUGAAAGGGUAUUUGAAAGUCGACCAUCCUUACCAAGGCACAAUGAUAUUUGGGAUGUUCGAAUAGUAUUAGACUACCUACGAACUCUUCAGCCAACCAGAAAUUUAACCCUCAAAACGUUGACGCAAAAACUGGUCAUGAUUCUUGCUCUUACUUCGGCACAGAGGUGUCAAACUCUUAAAGCCUUGUCACUUGACAGUAUGUCGUGCGCAGACGGGAAAUAUGUGUUCCAUUUUGAAAGACUGUUAAAAACAUCUAGACCCGGAAAUCACCUGGCGCCCCUAAUGGUUAAACCAUAUCAGCCAGAUCCCACGCUUUGCAUAUUCAAGCUUCUAACAGAGUAUAU